Phragmites australis (common reed) is the source of this 1474-nucleotide messenger RNA. RefSeq names its product sulfated surface glycoprotein 185-like. NCBI's taxonomy places the organism in Eukaryota, Viridiplantae, Streptophyta, Magnoliopsida, Poales, Poaceae. Bases 1 to 942 code for a protein of 313 amino acids. The record is from RefSeq and is a predicted model, not a curated record. The transcript has 3 exons.
AUGGAAAUAGAAAAUUGGAUGGCGGCACUGCUCGACGACUUCCUUCGCCUCGCCGACAUGCACGGAAACUUCCGUAUGGCGCUGGUUGUGCUAGCUGGGCUUAAGCCCUGUGAACUGAUUACAGGCCAAAACAGCCCAACCAAAUACCUCCGUAGUGUUUUCUUCACACGGUUUGCCUCUCCAUAUCCUGCCCACGUCCUGACAGGUGGCCCCUCCCCAAUCUCCUCCUCUACGAUCCCCCUCCCGCUCCCGAGUCCCCUCCCCUAUUUCGAUCUAUUCGGCUUCGACCCCUACCUAGCGCCGUCGCCUCCUCCUCCUCCCCUCCCAUCCCAGCGCCGCCCGUGCCCCGUUCUCCUCCCACUCCCGGCGAAGCCAUCGCUCCCGCGUGCACCUCUCCUCCUCGUAGGUGGCGCCGACGUUGCCCCUGCUCGCGUCCAGCUCCAACCCCAACCCAGUGUUGUCGCCUCCUCCUCCUCCCCUCCCAUCCCAGCGCCGCCACCUCCUCCCCCUCCCCUCCCCUUCCCAGUGAAGCCAUCACUCUCGCACGCAUCUCUCCCCCUUGUAGGCGGCGCCAGCAUUGCCCCUGCUCGUGUCCGGCUCCGACCCCAACGGCGGCUGCUGCUUCGCCAAGCAGUUUUCUUUCAGAUCAUCAGCAGGGCCGUCCUGAAACUCCCCAUCAGUGUCGAUGACUGCAGCGCGAAGCGAGGAAGGUGUUGCAUAAGCAAGGCUGUAAGUUCUUGUUCCAAUCCAUGUGCUUUGCUUGCCAACUUAUCCAAUUCCAUGUGCAUGAUGAAUUCUUUACGUGCCUUAUUGGACACAUCCAUAGAAGGGGAGCAGCUUGUUCAUGUGGGGCAGAACAUCCGGUUAGACUACAGAGUGAUCGACGUGCACACCCCGCCAACCAGGACAUUUUCACCGUUGAAUCCGAAGUCGAAUACUUAAGCUUACAAGCUCCGACAGGUUGGAGUGUUUUUAAUACUUGUUUGGCUAACUAGACAAGAUCCGUGGCCUUUUUUGUGGGUAAUGCAGCUUGAAAUUGACAGAUGAACGUAAUUCUGCCCUCGCUCACCGUCUGUUCUCACUUCUGGUGUUAUAGUCAAUAAUAUUAUCAUAUAUAAAUUUUCGAUUCUCGUUGUAACGUACGGAUGUUUAACUAGUAUAUAUAAAAAAAAAGUAAGGACGAGGAGGAAGGCACUUACGUUGGUUCGAUUUUUUUAUUCACUCAGUCCAAACUGAGGAAUAUUUUGCCUCAGUUCGGUGGAUCCAGUGGGGAAAGGAGGUGGCUGAAACGCGAGAAAAUUUUGUUCCAAGCAUACAAACCACAUGUUCCAAUUUUCUUUUGCUUCUUGUUCCCCUCCGGCGCCGUGGGAUCCUGGCAGGAGGCGUUGCGACUGAUCUAGUGUUGGCCUGAGACGUCGUGCACCAAGUCGAGCAGUCAAGAGAGGAAGCAACACGAGCUUACAGGUCUCCCCCG